GCGGCGUCUGCAUCGCUCAGUCCAUGAAGAUCCCGCGGGAGCCCAGGGCCGGUGAGUUCGACAAGCUGAUCAAGCGGCUGAUGGAGACGCCCAACGCCCGCGGCAUCAUCAUCUUCGCCAACGAGGACGACAUCAAGCGGGUGCUGGAGGCCGCGCGUCGCGCCAACCUGACGGGGCACUUCCUGUGGGUCGGCUCGGACAGCUGGGGCUCCAAGAUCUCGCCCAUCCUGCGGCAGGAGGAAGUAGCCGAAGGAGCCGUCACCAUCCUGCCCAAGCGGGCGUCCAUCGACG
Chrysemys picta bellii (western painted turtle) is the source of this 291-nucleotide messenger RNA. NCBI's taxonomy places the organism in Eukaryota, Metazoa, Chordata, Testudines, Emydidae. The record is from RefSeq and is a predicted model, not a curated record.